GACACUUCCAUAUCUCCCGCUGAUGCCGAGGAGGCUGCCCUCGCAAGGUCGUGGUUAAACCUUCCAGAUACCAAACACAUGUUCAAAGUUGCCAUCCCCAUUGUUGAUGGCCCUGGUAUGCUGACACUGAUCAUUCCCCAACCUGUUGCAUAUGGUAUUCCUCCCGUCAGCUGUGGGAUGCGCACCUGCCCUGCAUUUGAUCUUCUCAAUAAGAAGGUCAUAAUGUUCAAGGACUCUUGGCGGGUAUCGUUACCGGACGUGCUCCUGGAAGGCGAGACAUACAAAUUAUUACAGUCACAUAAAGUUCGCAAUAUCGCAAGAUGUAUUGCAUGUCAUGAUGUACCCCCCUCUAUCCCUCAGCAACUCACUCAAACUGUUAAGUUUUCAAGCACUGCAUGGGCGCAUCCCAACACGGCUACCACUCCACACAUUCUUCAUCGCCUGGCUCUCAAUAUUGUGGGUCAAAAGUUGAGCAAAUUUGAGAGCUCUCGUCAACUUACCCAGUCCAUUUGUGACACGCUGAUUGCUCACAAGGACGUGUAUGAACUUGCAAAGGUGUUGCAUCAGGACCUCAGUGUCGGAAACAUUGUCAUCCACAAGGGCAUUGGCAUCCUCAUCGAUUGGGACCUGGCAAAGCUAAUUACCAUUUAA
Molecule: messenger RNA, 651 nt
Organism: Suillus subalutaceus
Lineage: Eukaryota; Fungi; Basidiomycota; Agaricomycetes; Boletales; Suillaceae
Exons: 2
Biological process (GO): protein phosphorylation
Molecular function (GO): protein kinase activity
Source: RefSeq, a predicted model, not a curated record